Striga asiatica is the source of this 2956-nucleotide messenger RNA. Lineage: Eukaryota; Viridiplantae; Streptophyta; Magnoliopsida; Lamiales; Orobanchaceae. The record is from the annotation of a GenBank genome assembly.
UCAGAUCCCAUUGAGCCACACCGCUAUCGGCUAUCAGAUCCGAAACCAAGCACUAUCAGAUCUAGAUCGAGCAAGAUCGUGAACGACUAUCAAAUCCCAGAACAAAGCUUCAAGAUGUUGCAGUUGAAAGAUCGAACCAAAAUACUACCUUCAAACGAACAAAAGCAUAAUUUUAUGUUGCGUCGACACCCUUUAGCUGUUCUCCUUUCUUCGCCUCGAAACUCCCCCGGUGCAAGUUGUAGCCAUGUUGCAGGCGUCCGGAACGAGAAAGAGAAGGCAGGAGCGGCCGACCGGUGGAGUAGAGGUGGCGAUAUAAGGCGGCGCUGUGCUGAAAACUGCCAAUUUGGUGUUGAUGCCGGUGGAAGAAUGGUGGCGGAGCUGGUAUAUGUUGGGCUCCGUUGUUGUGUGAACAUUGUGUACUGUGAUGAGAGAAAGGAAAAAUGGAAAAUGGUGAAGGGAACAGGAAAAACUGCAGUUUUGAUGCUUAAUAAGAGAAGGCUCUUUUUCUUUGACAUAGAGAUGGAUUUAUCAUAUGGAUCUGGAGAAGAAGAAAUAUACAACUCCAGAAAGGGCAAGAAACAAUACCAUCGUCAUUCAACGCAGCAGAUUCAGCAGCUUGAAGCUUUCUAUAAAGAAUGCCCACACCCAGAUAAGAACCAAAGGCAGCAAUUGAGCAGGGAACUGGGCCUCGACCAGAAGCAGAUAAAGUUCUGGUUUCAGAAUAAAAGGACUCAGAUAAAGGCUCAGAAUGAGCGUGCGGACAACAACGCCCUCCGGAGUGAAAACGAAAGAAUUCAUUUUGAGAAUAUUGCUAUGCAAGAGGCGCUGGAGAACGUCAUUUGUCCUGCAUGUAAUGGCUCGUUUCCUGGGGAAGAAGAGAGACGUAACAACUUACUGAGGCUGAGGAUGGAAAAUUCGCGAUUGAAGGAAGAGCAUGAACGAGCAAUAGGUUUCUUCGCUAACUACAUGGGAUAUCCAUCUAUGCCAUUGCCCAGUACAGAGCCCCUUGCCAAUAUUAUGCAGAUAAACCAAUUUCCGGGGGAAGGUGUGGGACCCACCAGCGUCGAGCACGUGCCACGGCCUGCGGAGAAUCACAUAACCCCACAUUGGUUGAGCGGGAUAACUGACGUGGACAGAUCCAAUAUUAUUGAAACCGCCGUUGGCUCCAUAAAUGAACUCAUGGAACUCAUGCACGUGAAUGAGCCGAUAUGGCUCCGGACCCCGGCAAAUGGCAGAUACACGAUGCAUCGUGAGAGUUACGAUAAGCUCUAUCCCCAUUCCAAUCACAUCAAGACUGCAAGCGCACGAUUUGAGUCGUCCAAGGAUUCGGGCGAGGUGGAAAUGCCUGCGCUUAAAUUAGUGGAGAUUCUUCUUGACGUGAAUAAAUGGAAGGACAUGUUUCCUACUAUUAUUUCGAAAGCGAAAAUCAUUGAUGUACUUGAUAUGGGGAUCUUGGGAGGCUUGUUACAUCUGAUGUAUGAGAAAGAGCACGUUUUGUCACCUCUUGUGGCUCCUCGGGAGUUCUUCUUUGUUCGGUAUUGCAGACAGCUCAAUCAGACCAAAUGGUUGAUGGUAGAUGUGUCUUAUGAUUUUCUCAGAGGGUUUCAAGAUGGUGCUCCUACCCACUCUUGGAAGCUUCCUUCUGGGUGCAUGAUUGAAGACAUGUCAAAUGGGAAAUCAACUAUGGGUGAAAAUUUCUAUUUUCUGCUAUCUUCCCCUCUGCCGUAUGCAUGUUUGGAACUCGUCAUUAUAAUGGAACAGGUUACAUGGAUUGAACAUGUUCAAGUGGAUGACAAAUCAUUGACUCAUCGUCUAUAUAGAGAUCUGGUGCGCAGUUGCCAAGCAUAUGGAGCCAAACGGUGGAUCACUACUCUCCAAAGGAUGUGCGAGAGAUUUGCAUUCUCAAGGGGGGAAAUUCCUGCACCUAGAAAUGAACUUGAAGGGGUUAUCACUUCAUACGACGGACGGCGAAAUGUCAUGAAGCUCUCUCACAGAAUGGUGAAGAACUUUUGCGAGGCACUAAGCAUGUCAGAUAAUCUCGAUUUUCCUCACCUGUCAGAUUUCGAAAAUAGUGGAGUCCGAAUCUCGUUCCGCAAAAGUGAUGAACCAGGCCAAGUAGAUGGCUUUGUUGUUAGUGCGGCUACCUCUAUUUGGCUUCCCCUUUUGAAAGAAGAUCUCUUUGAUUUUCUGAGAGAUGAGAAAAAUAGAUACCAGUGGGAUGUGUUAUCCAGUGGAAAUCCUGCAAAUGCAGUUGCACGCAUCACAACUGGAGCAAUUCCUGGGAAUUGUAUCUCAAUCAUCCAGCCAUUUGUCCCCAAAGAGACCAAGAUGUUGAUGCUGCAAGAGAGUAGCCUCGACUCCCUUGGAGCACAACUUAUCUAUGCCCCAAUGGAUUUACCAACCAUCAUAUCAGUUGUUAACGGUGAAAACAACACGAAGAUACCAAUUCUCCCAUCAGGCUAUAUAAUCUCUGGUGAUGGCCGACCGAACAAAGCAAAUGCAGCUUCAAGCAGUUCAAACGCCAAUAACUCCUCUAACGGUUCACUCUUGACUGUAGCAUUCCAAAUACUGGUGUGCCGUGGACCAUUAACAAAGGAGCUCAACAUGGAGUCAGUGGCCACUGUUCAUGCUCUAAUUAGCUCCACAAUUGAGAAGAUCAAAACGGGGCUUAAUAUUUCGGAUUAGGGUUUGUUAAACCAUUGAAAUUGUUAUCAGGUAUUGUUGUUUUAUGUUUCUGUUGGUACUGAGUGAUGGAUUUUUCUUAGAUAUUUUGUGUGAUGGGUUUGUGAAAGUAUUUUGUGACUUGCAUUGUGGGUUUGGUUUUGUUAGGUGUGAGACUUGGUUUUUUUUAUCUUUUCUUGUAUUUGUGUUUUUUGCUUUUCAUGGUAUACAUACAUAACUUUGUUAGUACUGUAUAUUUGUUGAACUGCAUUAGCUUCUCAUUUACUAAUUCAGA